AUGAAGUAUUGUGCACUUAUACAAAAUUUUCUUGGAUAUGCCAAAUAUACAAAAGCAUACGGAAUACAUGUACCAAGUAAAGAUGAUGACGUUAUACGUAGAGAUGUGAAAGUAACAGAAAAAAUGUUCUACCAGGAAACAGAUAAAAAUUACAAAAAUUAUCCAAAUGUUAUUGAAUUACAACAUAAAGUUACAACAAAGUUACAACAAAGUUACAACAAAGUUACAACAAAGUUACAACAAAGUUACAACAAAGUUACAACAAAGUUACAACAAAGUUACAACAAAGUUACAACAAAGUUACAACAAAGUUACAACAAAGUUACAACAAAGUUACAACAAAGUUACAACAAAGUUACCACAAAGUUACAACAAAGUUACAACAAAGUUACAACAAAGUUACAACAAAGUUACAACAAAGUUACAACAAAGUUACAACAAAGUUACAACAAAGUUACAACAAAGUUACAACAAAGUUACAACAAAGUUACAACAAAGUUACAACAAAGUUACAACAAAGUUACAACAAAGUUACAACAAAGUUACAACAAAGUUACAACAAAGUUACAACAAAGUUACAACAAAGUUACAACAAAGUUACAACAAAGUUACAACAAAGUUACAACAAAGUUACAACAAAGUUACAACAAAGUUACAACAAAGUUACAACAAAGUUACAACAAAGUUACAACAAAGUUACAACAACAUUACAACAAAGUUACAACAUAA
This is a messenger RNA of Psylliodes chrysocephalus, 729 nucleotides long. The record is from the annotation of a GenBank genome assembly. NCBI's taxonomy places the organism in Eukaryota, Metazoa, Arthropoda, Insecta, Coleoptera, Chrysomelidae.